CGAAAAUUUGAGAAGUCAAAACUUGACAUUACAAAAAAAAAAUUAAAAAAAAAUAACAACAACAACAUUGUUGAAUAUUUUUCAAGUACGCUAACGCUAAACUUAACCAGGGAAGAACUAUGUUUUAUCAUAUAUCUUUGGAACAUGAAAUAUUAUUGCAUCCUAGAUAUUUUGGUCCACAACUUCUUGAGACUGUAAAACAAAAAUUGUAUACUGAAGUUGAAGGGACAUGCACCGGAAAAUAUGGAUUUGUUAUAGCAGUAACAACAAUAGAUCAAAUAGGAUCAGGAGUCAUUCAACCUGGGCAAGGUUUUGUCGUUUAUCCAGUAAAAUAUAAAGCAAUCGUGUUUCGGCCUUUUAAAGGUGAAGUUUUAGACGCUUUGGUUAAGCAAGUGAAUAAGGUUGGAAUGUUUGCAGAAAUUGGACCACUUUCAUGUUUUAUAUCACAUCAUUCUAUACCAGCUGACAUGCAGUUUUGUCCCAACGGUAUCCCUCCAUGUUAUAAAUCAAAAGAUGAAGAUGUUGUAAUAUCCGAAGAGGAUAAAAUUCGUUUAAAAAUUGUUGGCACCAGAGUGGAUGCAACUGGAAUUUUUGCAAUUGGUACAUUAAUGGAUGAUUAUUUAGGUUUGGUUUGCAGCUAAUUUAAAUUGUUUUUAAAUAAAAUUUUUUUUACAAUAAAGAUAAAAAGAAAAAAGCAAUAUGCCGUGCAUUUUUUAAUAUUUUUUAUAUUUGAAUAAUUUUUAUAUGUAUAAACAUUAAUAUAAAUAAUUUUAUUUG
Molecule: messenger RNA, 777 nt
Organism: Condylostylus longicornis
Lineage: Eukaryota; Metazoa; Arthropoda; Insecta; Diptera; Dolichopodidae
Gene: Rpb7
Product: DNA-directed RNA polymerase II subunit RPB7
Exons: 5
Coding region: 120-641 (173 amino acids)
Biological process (GO): DNA-templated transcription; transcription initiation at RNA polymerase II promoter; positive regulation of translational initiation
Cellular component (GO): RNA polymerase II, core complex; P-body
Molecular function (GO): translation initiation factor binding; single-stranded RNA binding; single-stranded DNA binding
Source: RefSeq, a predicted model, not a curated record